This is a messenger RNA of Cajanus cajan (pigeon pea), 1867 nucleotides long. RefSeq names its product putative clathrin assembly protein At5g57200. The record is from RefSeq and is a predicted model, not a curated record. Gene Ontology annotation, cellular component: clathrin-coated vesicle; clathrin-coated pit. Gene Ontology annotation, biological process: clathrin coat assembly; clathrin-dependent endocytosis; vesicle budding from membrane. Lineage: Eukaryota; Viridiplantae; Streptophyta; Magnoliopsida; Fabales; Fabaceae. Gene Ontology annotation, molecular function: phosphatidylinositol-4,5-bisphosphate binding; SNARE binding; clathrin heavy chain binding.
AGAAGAAGAAGAAGAACAUCACCAUUGUUCUUUCUUCUUUCUCUCUUUCCAUCAAAUUCAAUAAUUUGGUGAAUGGGAACGUUCCACACCUUAAGGAAGGCUUACGGUGCUCUCAAAGACUCCACCACGGUUGGCCUAGCCAAGGUCAAUAGCGAAUACAAGGAUUUGGAUAUUGCAAUUGUCAAGGCUACCAGUCACGUAGAGUAUCCUCCUAAGGAACGUCAUGUUCGAAAAAUAUUCUAUGCAACUUCAGUACACCAACCAAGGGCAGAUGUGGCUUACUGCAUACAUACACUUGCCAAGAGGCUUUUAAAGACUCGGAAUUGGAUAGUUGCUAUAAAGACAUUAAUUGUCAUUCAUAGGAUAUUGAGAGAAGGUGAUCCUACUUUCAAAGAAGACCUUAUAAACUAUGCGCGCAAGGGACGUUUUCUUCAAAUAUCCAAUUUCAAAGAUAACUCAAGCCCUUUAGCAUGGGAUUGUUCUGCAUGGGUUCGAACUUAUGCAUUAUUUUUAGAAGAAAGGCUUGAAUGUUACAGAGUCCUUAAAUAUGAUAUUGAGGGUGAACGUUUAAUAAAAUUGGGAUCGGCCAAGGCUUUAUCUCAGUUACAUAGCAAAACACGAACUUUGACAAGUGAAGAGCUUUUAGAGCAGUUGCCUACACUUCAACAACUUCUAUACCGCCUUGUUGGUUGUCAGCCUGAUGGAUUGGCUUUCAACAAUUAUCUAAUACAGUAUGCACUGGCCUUGGUAUUGAAAGAGAGCUUCAAAAUAUAUUGUGCCUUGAAUGACGGAAUCAUAAAUCUUGUGGAUGGGUUCUUUGAUAUGACAAAAUAUGAUGCAAUGAAGGCGUUACAGAUCUAUAAAAGAGCUGGCCAACAGGCCGAAUAUCUUGCUGACUUCUAUGAAUACUGCAAGCGAUUGGACCUUGCUAGGAAUUUUCAAUUUCCUACCUUGAAACAUCCACCUGCUUCUUUUCUUGCCACAAUGAAAGAAUACAUUAAAGAAGCACCCCUUACUGCUACUAAGAGAUUGGAGUAUCACAAAGAUGACCAAUCAGCUCAAAAAGAAGAAACGAAACCCAAAGAAUCUGAAGAGAAGGCAGAAGCCGAAGCAAAUAACAAACUAGAUGAAGAAGUCAAUGAGGAAGAACGUGAAGAUAAAGAAGAAACACAACCUAAGGAAGAGGAAGCUGAACUUCCUCCUCUUAUAUCAACUGAUACUAUUGAUGAUUUGUUGGGUCUACAUGAAAUAAAUCCAAAAGCUCUGGAACUAGAAGAAAACAAUGCUUUGGCUCUUGCAAUUGUACCAGCCAGCGGAAAUAACUCGAGCAAUAUUGCUUUGGCUGACAUGAGCGGAACUUCUGGUUGGGAACUAGCACUGGUUACAACACCAAGUAACCAUACAAGCCAAGCGAUAGAUCGCAAAAUGGCCGGUGGAUUUGACAAGUUAUUACUAGACAGUUUGUACGAAGAUGAAAAUGCGAGGAGACAACUCCAACUCCGAAAUGCAGGCUAUGGAUAUGGGAAAAUGGAUACACAUAAUCCAUUCGAACAUCAUAAUCAGCAUGAUCCAUUUGCAAUGUCCAACAACAUAGCACCUCCACCCAAUGUGCAAAUGACAUUCAUGACUCAGCAGCAACAACAACAACAACAAAUGAUGUUCCAACAACAACAAUAUAACAUGAUGGUCCCUUACCAGUAUCCACAGAAUCAAUACCCUCAACAAAUGCCAAUGAUGGGUUCUUCUAAUCCAUUCAGUGAUCCGUUACCCAUGCCUAGCUAUCCUUAUAGUUCCAUGCACCAUCAAGGAAACUACCAUUUAAUGUAGAGUUCAUCUUCUUUCUAUCUUAAUCUUCGCCUCUCCCCCA